Desarmillaria tabescens is the source of this 2298-nucleotide messenger RNA. RefSeq names its product fungal-specific transcription factor domain-containing protein. Gene Ontology annotation, biological process: DNA-templated transcription. The transcript has 6 exons. Gene Ontology annotation, molecular function: zinc ion binding; DNA binding; DNA-binding transcription factor activity, RNA polymerase II-specific. The record is from RefSeq and is a predicted model, not a curated record. Gene Ontology annotation, cellular component: nucleus. NCBI's taxonomy places the organism in Eukaryota, Fungi, Basidiomycota, Agaricomycetes, Agaricales, Physalacriaceae. Bases 1 to 2298 code for a protein of 765 amino acids.
AUGAACCCGGCGUCAUAUCCUUCUUCCUACCCUCAAUAUCACACCUCUCCCCCUCCCAAUGCUUACCCUUACCACAUGCCCCCAUAUCCUUACCAGUAUGGCCAAUAUCCGCAGCCCGUCGUCGGCCAGCAUCCCGUCCAGCCAGUCGUAAUGUACCAACAGCCGCCGCCGCCGCCCCAGUCGGCAGAUCAGCCGUCUGCCUCGUCCUCUGGCAAGCGCAAGCGCAAACCGGAGCGCGGCGGCAAGGAUGAUGACACCGACGACGACGCUGCUCGCCCUGCCUCGGCCGUCGACAUGAAAAAACGCACCAAAACUGCCCGUGCUUGCGAUUCUUGUAGGAGUCGCAAAAUUCGCUGCGACGUCCUUGCCGACAGCGAGCCUAUUAUCUGUCAACACUGCAAACAAUACGGCUUCGAGUGUACCUUCUUCUUGCCUAUUACCGAGACGCGUUUCAAGAAGAAGAAACAAGCCGAAGACGAGCAUCACGACAAGGACAAGGCCGGCGCGUCUGCAGGCAAAGACAUCGCUGUCUUCGGUCCCACCUCUGUCAACCAUCUUCUUCAUUCUACAGCUACCGUGCCUCCAAGAUCAUACGAAUCAUACGAUCUUCGCUAUCAACACACAUUCGAAAUCAGUGAAUCAGGCGACAGGAUUAUUGUUCAGCAUAAGCCCCCCGCUCUCGACCCUCGGGGCGGGUCGCUCCCUGGCAAAGACACACAUAUUGAACCAGACCUUAUCCAGCAGCUUGUCAACGCGUAUUUCGAAUAUGUUGCACCACUGCUUCCCGUAGUGACGAAGAAAGAGUUUCUUGCUUCUUCGCCGCCACCGCCCAUCCUCCUCUAUUCCAUGUGUCUAGUCGCUGCUGCAAGGAGAGAGGUUCCUCAAGGCGUUUUCGAUUCGAUUCGAUACACCGUCAAUGCUCUAAUCAGAGCCGAUGAUGUUCUCUCUACCGCAUCAAUCAUCAACGUACAGAGUCUGCUCAUUUUGUGCAUGACUGGCGACUGUCACUCACAGUUUGUACCUAAUGCUCUCUCAGCAUUGUGGGUCCGCCUGGGAAGCGCGAUACGCAUGGCUCAGGAUCUCGGCCUACAUCGCGCAGAGACUGUUAUGCAAGACAUUGAACUGCGACGCAGACUCUGGGGUGCAUGUGUAAUUAGUGAUCGAUGGUUGUCUUUAACUUAUGGACAUCCAUACAUGAUUGACGUUCAAGAUUGCGACGCGCGAUUACCGAGUGGUGGCUCCGUGGGCGAUAUGUAUAUGGACGAGCUCGUCCGUCUCAGUAUUGUACUUGGACGGGUCCUCAAGACCAUAUACACUCCAAGUGGAUUGACUUUCACGACUGAUGAGAUGCUCGAGAAACUCUUGGCUGACAUCGAGGCGUGGAAAGCCAAUCUUCCAGAAGGCUUGAGGUUUAGGGGAGAAUCGAGUUCAUUAACUUCUGGUAUCCUUCACCUUCUAUACACAUGUGUCUGCAUGAUUUUCUGGCGAGUCUUCAUGCGGAUCUCGUAUUCCUGUCCGUCACAUCUCAAGUUUGGGUUGACUGUCGAACAAUGGAGUGCCCUCGUUGCUCUCACUGGAGAGUCUAUUGACUGGCUGGAUGCGAAUGAAGGCGUUUAUGACGUCUGGCUCCUCAUAGCGUAUGGUGCUACCAGCUGUGCGCUUGUACAGUACCAUACGUGGGCGAGAAGGAGAGAUGGGGAUGCAAUGGGAAAACUGAGGAAGCUUAGGGACUGUGUGAGGAGGUGGGAGGCUAGCCUGAGUCCUGAUCACAUGAGUACCAGGAGAAAGACCGCUGAAAUUAUUGGUCUCUUAUACGAAGCGACCCAAGGUGAUGAUGUUGCUGUUGCUGGUCCUCCAGUCCUCAAUCCAACGGGAGGAGUCACCGGCAAAAAAGCGCCCGAAGGACUUGACUACAAACCCGAUCCAUCUCGUCCCGGUGGUGGCGUGUUCGUCGCUAGGGACGGAUCGAAUCCUAUAGCUUCCCCAUCGGCGUCUUCGACUCAAAAUGGAAUGGAGAUGAGCUCAUUUGUAACCGCGUCUGCGCCUAGCGAUUUUGGAUCCUUAGGCAUCAACGUGAACCCUGCGAUGAAUUAUGUAUCCAAGGGAGGCUUGAACCAGGUAAUCAAUUCCUUGGAUAUGAGCGGAACUGUUCAAGAGAUGGCGUUGACUGAUACUGGACUACUCGAAGGAAUUCCAGGUGGGAUGUUCGAUUGGGGCCAGUGGGAUACAUUCUUUGCCAGACUCAAUGGCACUGGCGUGACCGUGGAUGCGCCGGUUGUCCCAGAACCCCCCAAGUGA